Periconia digitata is the source of this 1869-nucleotide messenger RNA. Lineage: Eukaryota; Fungi; Ascomycota; Dothideomycetes; Pleosporales; Periconiaceae. The record is from the annotation of a GenBank genome assembly.
UCUCGUUGCUUCAUAUCUUCUGCCGUUGCGCACCGUGUUCUUGCUAGGAACAAUCCAUUGCCUCAAUCAAUUCGAUCCCGCAUCUUCUCCACAUCCACGCAUAUUCCCGGUGUUAUUCGAUACGUCCCCUCGGCAGUUGCACCCACAGCUCACCACGCAAUGGCCGCACGCCGUGCUUUCCAGGGCAUCGCAACAGCAACAGCUCGCACCUCCACCCCCCGUGUUACUCCGCUUGCCACCAGAAUAUCCUCGCCAUACAACGCCAACAAGACGGCGAUAAGGCGGCUGCAUGCCACCGCUCAACAGCUCAAGCCUGCCGCCGGUGCUGUCGCCCAGUCUUACCCCACAACCCACGAGCGUAUCCAGUCCCCGCCCGACACGGAAAACUUCUUGGAUAACAAGUUUGUCGCUUCCAAAGCUACCCAAUGGAUCGAUCUUCAUGAUCCAGCAACGAACAACUUGGUCACUCGCGUUCCGCAGAGCACCGAUGAAGAACUCAAGGCGGCUGUAGACAGUGCGGAGAAGGCCUUCCCUGCCUGGAGGGACACAAGUCUGCUCGCUAGGCAGCAGAUCAUGUUCAAGUACGUGGCCUUGAUACGUGAGAACUGGGACAGAUUAGCGGCCAGCAUCACUUUGGAACAGGGCAAGACAUUUGCGGAUGCAAAAGGCGAUGUUCUCCGUGGACUCCAAGUAGCAGAGACAUCGUGCGGUAUCACGACCCAGCUCACGGGCGAGGUGUUGGAGGUGUCGAAAGACAUGGAGACGAGAAGCUACAAGGAGCCAUUGGGUGUAGUGGCUGCCAUCUGCCCGUUCAACUUCCCUGCCAUGAUCCCUCUUUGGUGCAUACCAAUCGCGACUGCCACGGGCAACACAAUCGUUAUCAAGCCAUCCGAACGUGAUCCUGGAGCUUGCAUGAUUUUGGCUGAGCUUGCCGAGAAAGCUGGUUUCCCGGCUGGUGUUAUCAAUAUCAUUCACGGGUCUGCGAAGACGGUAGAUUUCAUAAUCGACGAGCCACGCAUCAAGGCCAUCAGCUUUGUAGGGAGCAACAAGGCCGGCGAAUACAUCUACACACGCGGUUCUGCCAAUGGCAAGCGUGUCCAAGCAAACUUGGGUGCUAAGAACCAUGCCGCCGUGUUGCCAGACUGCAACAGGAAUCACGCUCUCAAUGCCAUCGCAGGCGCUGCAUUUGGCGCCGCCGGGCAACGAUGCAUGGCUUUGAGCACUCUAGUGAUGAUUGGAGAGACCAAAGAUUGGCUUCCGGACCUCGCUGAGCGUGCAAAGGGGAUCAAGAUGGAUGGUGGGUUCGAAGAGGGUGCUGACCUUGGACCCGUUAUUAGCCCCCAGUCGAAAAAGAGGAUUGAGGAUCUCAUUGCUAGCGCGGAGGAGGAAGGUGCUACUAUACUACUUGACGGCCGUGGCCAGAAACCAGAGAAGUACCCCAAUGGCAACUGGAUCGGUCCUACCAUCAUUACCAACGUGAAGCCACAUAUGAAGUGCUACACGGAAGAGAUCUUUGGGCCUGUGCUGGUGUGCUUGAAUGUUGAAACCAUUGACGAGGCCAUUGACCUGAUCAAUGCCAAUGAAUACGGAAACGGCACUGCCAUCUUCACUCGCUCGGGUGCCACGGCUGGUAUGUUCCAGAAAAAGAUCGAGGCCGGCCAGGUUGGUAUCAACGUCCCGAUUCCCGUACCACUUCCCAUGUUCUCCUUCACGGGCAACAAGAAGUCCAUUGCUGGUGGCGGUGCAAACACGUUCUACGGCAAACCAGGAAUCCAAUUUUACACACAGCAGAAGACGGUGACGAGUUUGUGGAGGAGCGAGGAUGCUGUGGCAAGCAAAGCAUCCGUCAACAUGCCAACGCAUAGCUAA